Messenger RNA from Lactuca virosa, 756 nucleotides. The record is from the annotation of a GenBank genome assembly. NCBI's taxonomy places the organism in Eukaryota, Viridiplantae, Streptophyta, Magnoliopsida, Asterales, Asteraceae.
AUGUCGAUGACAAACAGUAAAAUAGUCUUAUUAGCAGUAGGGGUCAUCUUCUUCAACCUCGUUGGUCACUGCUAUGGUACACUCGGCUAUGGUGGUCUCCAGUAUGGGUUCUACAAUGGCAAAUGCCGAACUUCAGAUGUUGAAGAUAUCUUUCAUGAUUGCUUUGUCAAUGGUUGCGAUGCGUCCAUCCUACUAGACGGACCCAACACAGAGAAAACCUCACCCCCGAAUUUAAGCGUUAGAGGCUAUGAUGUCAUUGAUGCUGCCAAAGCCGCGGUCGAGAAUGUUUGCCCAGGAUUGGUUUCUUGUGCCGAUAUAAUCGUUAUGGCUACAAGAGACGUCGUCUCCUUCAGCGGUGGAGCUAGAUACAGUGUCCAAACAGGAAGAAGGGAUGGACUUGUGUCUCUUGCACAAAAUGCUCUAACCCUCCCACCUCCUACUUCUUCGGUGUCAAGUGCCAUUCGAGCAUUUGCUCUCAAGGGAUUCACAGCCACCGACAUGAUCUAUCUCCUUGGUGGUCACACUAUCGGAAUAGCUCAUUGUUCAUUGUUUAAAAACCGUCUUUACAAUUACAAGAACACUGGGAAACCAGACCCGUCCAUGGAUUUAUCGCUGUUAUCAUCGUUGAGGAGUAAAUGCCCUCAGAACACGACAGCUGAUCCCACUGCCAACUUGGAUCAAAACCCUUUUAGCUCUGCAGUUGUGGACAAAUCUUUCUACAGUCAAAUUAUAUGGGUAGAGGAGUCUUCAAUUUGA